AACUCUUUUUUUUUUUAAUUGAAAGUUUUCAGAAACAUUUGUUGACUAAAAAUACGUGAAAUCAAAUUAAAUUAAAUAACGUAUAUGUUUACAGCAACAUUUUGUUUUAUUUUAUAUGACGUUAAUAUAUUUUUGUACAACUCGCCCCCGUGCAUUUGUUGAGAUUGAUACAGUCCAGUCUUGGCGCGAGCUGUCAGCCACACUUUGAAUUGAAAGAACAGAGAUUGUUAUUGUUGGUCCCUUUAAGUAUUCAACAUGAAGAGCAGCAGUGAACAGUUGUAUGAAGAAGAGAUCAGAUCUCUUAAGGAUGAAAUCAAGAUGUUAGAAGAACAGCAUGCAGACAUGGAGCACUCGGGCACCUUGUACUCAGAGGAGCACUAUCACAGUACUUUGGCAUCAUUGAGAGGAAAAUCAAAAAAAGAUUCAACCAAGCAGCAGGCCUUUGCAGCUCUGAAAACAAAGCUGGAUAGUUUGGAAGCAGAACUCAAACAACAGUCACAAAUGAGUGGUUAUGUGUUGACCAACUACUCAAAAAAAACACUGGAAAAAAGUCAUAUCAAAGUUUUACAGCAGCACAGGCUAUCCGGACGUUGCCACUUCUUGGCUUUCCAGAUCGAAUUUCAGCUGAUGGAAGUUCAGAUGGAGGCCACUGUCAGUACAACUGUUACUGAUCUCAACAUAGUCGUGGAGUCCAGUGAAUUUACUGACAUGAGCGCGUUUGUGUCGAGAGCUGAAGAUACAAAGAGCCUUUUGCUUUUCUUUCGGACUCUGAAAUCAUUUGCGGAUUGGUGUGUGCAUCGAAAAAGGACACUUUUGCAUUUCAAGGCUGUCUUAAGAAAACUGCCUGGGGAACACAGAAAUCAUGAGCCUGUCAAGCAGCCCCUUCAUUGCACCCCAGAAAAAUGGAAAGGACCCAAAAUAUUAACACUAGAGCAGUGGAAACAAGAGGACUGAAACGCUUGGUUAACUUGGAAAAAAAUAUAUACAUCAUCAAAUCUGUUUCUUGUAUUUGAGUGUUUUCAAGUUUCUAAACAUCUUCAAAUCUAAUGUUAUCAGUGUGCCAGACAGCAAAUCCAUUUACUUAGAGAAAAAAUAAAGUCAGAAUGAAAGACACUAAGUAUGUCUAUAGAUUUCUCUCAAGGAACAUCUUGUCAGUUGUUUACACAAAAAUGAUGCCAAGUUUUCCUUUGGAGAGGUUUCUGGCAGUAGUUCGGACCCAACUGUGUGUUUUCAUGUUUCUUGCACCUGCUCAUAGAAGAGACCAAUUCUGCAUAAACAAAUUCAUCUUGGCCACAUCACGUUAUAAACCUCAUGACAUUUGGUGAAACAAAUGUGGUAUUAAAUUUGUGUUUAUAAAAAACACAAGCAAAAUAUUACAAAGUAGAGCCUCUGAAAACUAUGCUUUAAAAAAACCGUAUAGUACUUGUUUGUAGUUGAUAAAUCAUCUCUCAAAAAGAACUUUGCAACAGAAACAAGGUAUGUUCUAUAGAUUUGUUAGGUAACGGUUUCCUUUGCAUGUGAAUCAAGGAGUAAAAGCCACUUUGUUGAGCAAAUGUGUAACAGGGUUAUUUACGGGAGAAGAUGGUUGCAAUUGUCACUUGAGAUAAAAUGAUAGAAAUGGAAGCUGUGGCAGGGCAGUAGAAGAGAGCCCUGCACAUAUGAGAGGGGGCAGGGAGAAGCCCUGCGUGUAAAUAAAUGUAUUGUUUGUUUAUUUUAGAAAGGGGUACUGCCCGCCCCUGUGCAUAUUUUGUAUUUGUAUUGUUUUAUAUCAUGAUUUAUUUAUUAUAUAAAGGACGGCGAAUAGCCGAGUGUUUUAUUAUUGUACGAUUUGAAUGGAUGUUGUGUUAUUUAAAAAUACAAUGUUUUCGUUGUUAUUGUUUGGUUUGUAUGUGGUCUGGCAGAUGCGAUGGUAGCAGCUCGUAUCUGCCAGACAUCUGGUGACAGUGUGGCUGGUGCCGUUUAUUGAAUUAUUGUUUAAGUGUUUGUAAUUAUUUUGUUAAAUUCACCAGUAUAAAAGCCUGCAGCUCUCUGCGUUGUCGGAGUGGAGUGUUUUGGAGCGAGAAAGAGUGAGUGGAGAGAAUCUGAAAGUAAAACUAAAUAUAUGAACAGUGAAGGUGAUUGCCCAGCCUGACUUAUAUUGUUUAGUGUUCGUCAGUUUGUUUUGUUUUUUGAAUAUUUGUUUUCGCUCUGUGAGCAGUGUUUUUUGUUAAAAUAUUUUAUUUAUUUUUGUUUAAUAAAAAAC
Molecule: messenger RNA, 2242 nt
Organism: Acipenser ruthenus (sterlet)
Lineage: Eukaryota; Metazoa; Chordata; Actinopteri; Acipenseriformes; Acipenseridae
Product: centromere protein P-like
Exons: 8
Coding region: 256-954 (232 amino acids)
Biological process (GO): CENP-A containing chromatin assembly
Cellular component (GO): chromosome, centromeric region; nucleus
Source: RefSeq, a predicted model, not a curated record